Molecule: messenger RNA, 2164 nt
Organism: Glossina fuscipes
Lineage: Eukaryota; Metazoa; Arthropoda; Insecta; Diptera; Glossinidae
Gene: Usf
Product: upstream stimulatory factor 1
Exons: 4
Coding region: 97-1479 (460 amino acids)
Biological process (GO): regulation of transcription by RNA polymerase II
Molecular function (GO): DNA-binding transcription factor activity, RNA polymerase II-specific; protein dimerization activity; RNA polymerase II cis-regulatory region sequence-specific DNA binding
Source: RefSeq, a predicted model, not a curated record
GAGCUGGAAAGUGUUAAGAGAAAAAUUAAAGUUAAGUUCUUUAUUAGGCAAAAAUUCAAUAUAUAAUUUAAAUGUUAAGAAGGUAAUGAUCGAAAAAUGGAGUUUCGAAAGCGAGCACGCCUGGAAGUAAUAAAUAAUACUCAAGUCCAUAACGACAACAAUAAUGCCUUAAGCGCUACUGACGACAUCAGCACUACUUUGGCUGCCAUUGGGGGACAAAGUUAUUUGUUUAACAGCAGCUCAAACACUACGGCCACAACAACGACAACCAUACCAGCAAACAUUUUGCUAACCAUAUGUGAUGAAAACUCGGAUGAAUCUCAAGAGUACUUAAUUGAUAGUUCUUUAUUGGCGCACAUUAAACAAGAGCAUACUGUGGCUACGCAAACUUCUCCACCACCACCAGUAGUUUCGCAGCAAUCAUUAUUAACAACUUUACAGCCACAAUGCCGUUUUUUAACUCAGACUCACAAUAAUAAUAAUAAUCACAAAACUAUUAAUAAUACUUCUUCUUCUAUGCUACUUAACACAUCUAUGAACUCCGUGCCAGCAGCUAACUUAAUAACAAAUGCUGUGCAAUUGCCUACGGGCUGUGAAAUAUAUUUGGUCAAAGAAUAUAUAGACUCAACCGCCAAUACGACAACAACUUCUACAAUUAAUCAAAAUUCAGAAACUACCACAAUUAAAAUAGAACCGGAUUCUCGAAUAAUUCAAACUUCGCCCGUUGGCAAUGGCUUGCAAUUAAUGCGCCAAACAAAUACUACUGCAACUGUAGCAAAUAGAGCGCAAGGCAUCAACUAUAUUUCUGUAACGAGUAACUCCUCCGCAUCCAAUACGACAUCACACGAAGAUCCCACAAAGCGAGGUUUCAUAUUGGAAGCUUAUAAGAAACGCGAUGACAAGCGCCGGGCUACACAUAAUGAAGUUGAACGUCGCAGGCGUGAUAAAAUAAACAGUUGGAUAUUUAAACUAAAGGAAAUGUUACCAACAGAUAUUAGAGGUAUUAAAGAAACACAGCUAAAAACAAAUAAUGGCAACAACAACAAUGCGACUAGAUUAUUAAUGCAACAGCAACAGAUUCGACAGCAAACGCCACAAACAACAACACGUACACCGCCGAGUGAUUCAAAAUCUCAAAUACUAAUAAAGGCCUGUGAAUACAUUAAAGCUAUGCAGGAGGAAAUUAAAAGCCUGCAAAAGUGCCUUGCCGAAAAUGAGACGUUGCGUUUGAGCAACCAACGUCUACAAGAUGAAUUGGAGCAUUUGCGUAGCAAUCAAUUUAAUAAUAAUAGUAGUACCAAUGUUCAGUUAACAGCAGGGAUUGUAGUAAAUGGCGGUGAUCGAGCUGAAAAAUGUGUUUCUGCUGCUUCGGUAUCGCAUACAAACGUUGCAAAUUUGUUAGAUCAUACAAUAACAACAGCACCGGCCUUAACAACUUAUGCUGACCAAGAUUUAAUAGUUAGAGAGUACAAUGAUUAGGAAAAGGGAAAAAGACAGAAGACACUCGGCUAAGUAAUAUUUAUAAUGUACACUUUAAUGCAUUAAUUAAAAAUUAUAGUGCUUCCCUCAUAAAACAGUUUAAAAGAUAACGAACGAUAACCAAAAAUUAAAUUUAACUAGAAAACGAAAAGUAAAUGAGAACAAGUGGACUUUGGAUAAAGUUAGUGUACUCCACCAUAUAUUUGUAGAUGGUUUUCGUCUCUUUCUCAAAAGAUAAUGUUUUAUAUGUGAGAACCACCACAAACAGCCAGAAUAUACGGGCCAUUGACGGGCGAUUAUUCUCACAUAAAAACACUUCUGAAUUUUAUUCGGAACAAGUUUACGUAAAUGAGACGUUUCCGUAUAGGUGGAUUUAUAUUAGAUACCCUAAACACGAUUGAGCUCUCAGGGGAUUAAAAUUCAUCUUGUCAUUCAUUGGAUUCUUACAAACAUACAAUGACUUCUUUGACUAACCAACUAACUAACUAACUAACUCUAAUGGUAUCUCUGCGGUUAAGCUCAACAGCUCAAUACAGUUUUGAACACAUAGUAUAAGUAUAUUUGUAAAGGUUUCUAUAUCCGAUUGAACCUUUUGUCGACAUUACGCAAUCUACGAGAAAAAAAAAAACUAUUUCUUCUAUAAUACAUUAAAAUUUCCUAUACUUUAUAAAAUUAUUUGAGAUAA